Messenger RNA from Linum tenue, 3556 nucleotides. NCBI's taxonomy places the organism in Eukaryota, Viridiplantae, Streptophyta, Magnoliopsida, Malpighiales, Linaceae. The record is from the annotation of a GenBank genome assembly.
AUCCACCGAACUUAACAAAAGGUGAAUCCUUCCUCCCUCUCCGAUUCAUAACAGAAAGCUUUUUUUUUGAAAUCCCGUUAAGGACUGGAGGAAGGAGACCUGCCACUGCUGCCAGUGUGACUGAUCAUUGACGGCCGGAAGGAAGGAAGGGGAAGGAAGAGCAGCGGCGGCGCCACCGGGAAGGGGUCGCAUUCGGGAGGCCGUCGGCAGCACCGAUUUCACUUUCCUUGCAAAUCACUCAUUUCUUCCACGCCGACCCAUUUGUUCCUGUCUCAAUCUCACUCAAACCCACCCCACCAUUUCCCCCUUUUCUUUCACCUCCCUCUGUCUUCCACGUUCUAGGGUUCUCUCCUUUGUCAGCUCAUUUCCUCCUCUUCCGUAGCAGCAGCAGCAAUGGCGGAUCUCCACUCCAAAUCGGACAUUUCCUUCGCUGAGGUUUUCUUGUGCAGCGCCUUUGCUGCUUGCUUUGCCGAGUUCUGUACAAUUCCAUUGGAUACAGCAAAAGUUAGGCUACAGCUACAGCGAAAGACAGCUCCUUCUGGGGAUGGAGGAACAACUGGUGUACCUAAAUACAGAGGUUUGUUGGGCACCAUGGUUACAAUUGCGAAGGAGGAAGGUUUGUCAUCACUCUGGAAGGGGGUGACUGCUGGACUGCAUCGUCAGUUCAUCUAUGGAGGCCUAAGGAUUGGAUUGUAUGAACCCGUGAAAUUUCUUCUGGCUGGCAGUGAUUCUGGUGGAGUUAUCCCUCUAUACCAGAAAAUACUUGCAGCUUUGAUAACAGGGGCACUAGCUAUUAUUGUAGCUAAUCCAACAGACCUUGUGAAAGUCAGGCUGCAAGCUGAAGGAAAACUACCACCUGGUGUGCCUAAGCGGUAUGCUGGGGCAUUGGAUGCUUAUCGUACUAUAAUGAAGCAGGAGGGGCUAGCUGCCCUGUGGACCGGACUGGGGCCGAACAUAGCAAGAAAUGCCAUCGUAAAUGCUGCUGAGCUUGCCAGUUAUGAUGAAGUGAAACAGACAAUUUUGCGAAUUCCAGGGUUCAGGGACGGUGUUCUUACUCACAUACUAGCUGGCCUAGGUGCUGGUUUCUUUGCUGUGAGCAUAGGGUCACCCAUUGAUGUGGUGAAAUCAAGAAUGAUGGGAGACUCUUCCUACAAAAGCACUGUAGAUUGUUUCAUCAAGACCACGAAGACUGAGGGUAUUUUUGCCUUGUACAAAGGUUUCUUUCCCAAUUUUGGCCGGCUAGGGUCUUGGAAUGUUAUAAUGUUCUUGACGCUGGAGCAAGUGAAGAAAAUAUUUGUCGGGGAAGUAUACUACGAUUGAGCGCAACAAGGUGGUCGUCUCUGGCAAGCAAGGAAGAAGCCAUUACUACUUCUUUGCCGGUAGAUUAAAGCUUCAAAUUAUUGAUAUAGCUCCUUUUGAUGGGAGCGAAAUAAUGCAUCAGACUGGCGAGAUAUGCCGCCGCAGGAGAUGCAGAGUAGAUGUUGUAAUUGAUUUAUUGACCUAUUAUAUCAUUUAGAUUCUGAGCUCUCAUCUCUACCAACUUCAAUCCGAUUGUUUCAUCCACAAUCUUGCUUGUAAAACAACCCAGCACCCAGGUUCUUUUGGAUACGGAUACCCGAGAAACAACAUGGCAAUUACAUAGUCUUGAUGAUAGCUUAUCACAUUACAAUCUUCAAGAUCAAACAUAAACUAUUAGCGCCUCAUAACUUGCAGAUGACACUCGACCCAAAGCUUGUUAUGUUCUGGGUACCAGAUAAACCCUAGCCUUGACAAUCGAUCCGUUCCCAAGCUUAAACCCCGGGCAAACUGGAAACCCAACAACCUGACCAGCCGGAACCCUUCCACCGGAAAAUCUCACCACACUUUCCAUGUACUGGGCAUGGAACUCAGCUCCCCUGCUGGCCUCGAAUUGGUUCGGGGCUGGAUCGAGGGAGAAAGCCAGCAGAUGAAGCAACCAAAUGGCCUUGGCCAAUCCCAAGAACUCCCCGUAGAAUUGGCUCCUCGGAUGGUUCCCUGCCGCCACCUGUUGCCGCUGCUCCAAAUUGCCGAACAAGGAUUCCUCCAUCUUCGGGUGCACGAUCGCGAGGUACUUCUUGGAGCAGAACUUGCCGAAAUGGCAGGUGGGCAGGAUCCCCAGCAGCUCCACGGGAUCCAUGGCUUUCAUGUCCCUGUACUGGGUGAAGCAGUCUCGCCGGAAUUGGUCCGGGUUGAGCAGGAAGACAGGCUGCCGUCCAUGUAGAAGUCUCGUGGUCGAAUCCUGCGAAGAUUUUCCUGGAAAUGUACGAUUCCAGCGCGUACUUGGCGUGGUGCGUGGCUGCCGUGGAGGCGAUGGCGUUGAUCGUGGUGACGGUUUCGGCGGUGGCGUUUGCCGCCGCGGCUUCGAUUGAUCGGACUGCAGCCGGGAUGUCCCAGUGGGCGGCUCGCAUCAGCGACAGGAGGAUCGCGGUGAAGCCCUUGGAGAUUCUUUCACCUGGCUCAUCGUCGCCUCGAAAAGCUCCGGCGCCGGCGCCACAGCAACUUGGGUAGCGUGACUGCAGCUGACCUUCCGCUUUGACUGCGACCGACCUUUCUUCCCUCCGCCGUUGCUGUGACACGUGACGGCGGCGCUCUUCAGCUUCUCCUUCAGAUUCACAACCUCCGCCUCCCUCGCCUUCACUUCCUUCUUCAGCUCCUCCACCGCCGCUUCAUACGGCGCCACCGCCUCCCUCAGCAUUCCCACUACACUUCCACCGCCGGCGUUUCCUCCUCUUCGCCUCCGCCCUCCUCCGCCGCCGCCGACGCUGACGGACCGCCGGAAUCUCUCUCUCAAAACACCCAGCUUCCUCAGCUCCCCGACCACCGCCACGUCGGAGGACCUCAUCCGCUCCGGGUCCCACGGGCAAUGCGCGUCCUGCAAGUUAACGUACGCCUUCUUCAUCAACGAGACAGCGUCGAAGACCUCGUUGACUAGCAUCUCCAUCUCCAUUACCCUCUCCAUUGGAACCAGCUCACCUCGCUCUGGAGCUUCUUCUUCCUGCUCCCCUGUUUCCAAUCCCUAAUUUCCCCAUUUUCCGUUUCCUCUUCCGUUUCGUUUCCUUCUUCUUCCUCCUCCUCUUCUUCAUCCUCUGUCGUCUCGUACUCGGACACAUAAUCCUCCUCGGUGCCGGAACCAUUAUUCCCCGACGGAUCGUGCUUGCCGCCGGUGGUGGCGAGUGGGUGGAGCAAGCAAGAUGCGGUGACCCGUUGAAUCAGGUCGGAGAAACCACACACCUUGGUAGCCAUUUCUCCUCUCUUGCUUGUCGCCUUGAUGUCUUCUCUAUUCCUGCAACAAACAAAAAGACGGGGGCAGACGCAAUGUAAAGUAUAAUUCAGAAAAGGCUGGAAGCUUUUCUAGGAUGGUGGCAGAAGAGCCCCAUUUGGGAUCAGACCCACCUAAUCGAAAAGCGAAAUAAUUUUUCGGGGUCGACAGAGAAAGAGAGAGAUGCGGAGGGUGGAUCAUGUGGUAAAGGUUGCACACAAGGUGCUCGAUGAAUUGACGCAAUGAAGUGGAGAUUUAUUUAUGAGUAGUAGAAGUGAA